GGUGUUCGCUGUCUGAUGUUUCAAAUCAAACACCGCGCUACAGAUGCGAAUAUUAAUCACGUAAACAAGAACAAAUAGUCAUAAAAACGAGUUUAAACUAAUAUGUGAAGACUUAUGUUAUGAUAUGGACGUGACGGAUCAGUAUUUACCUCGAACUCUGACAGGAAAGAUGAUGUUAUAUCAGUUAUUCCUCGUUUAAUCUUGUAGUGUGUGUUUGUGAGCUUCACAUGGCUUCACUGGUGGAUUAUGAGGACUCUGACAGUGAGACAGAUCAGGAUGCUCAGCUUUAUCGUGAUGAAGGCCUCAUCAUCAGCUCCUCUUCAUCAUCAUUAUCAUCAUCUUCAUCACGUGUGUCAGCAGCACAGUGUGGUUCCUCCGGCUCCGUGAAGAGAGUCCUGCAGGGUUCUGCGCUGAGGCCGUAUGUUCCUAAGAGACAGCGACUGGAGACCGCAGCGGUUCAGACUGAAGAAGCGUCUCCGUCUGGAUCUUCUGGGUCUCUGCUGCUGUCUCAGGUGUCCGAGAGGGUCCGGCCGUUUCUGGGCCGAAGGCAGGGUCAGGUCCAGCUGCCCAGACGCAUGCAGAGCCGCAUCGAGGCCCAUCAGGGUCCAGUGAACACACUGCAGUGGAGUCCAGUGGAUCAUCUCAGUCAUCUGCUGCUGUCCGCAUCCAUGGACAGAACCUUCAAGGUGUGGGAUGGUGUUGGCGAGGGGCGGUGCUUACAGACUUACUCCGCCCACCGGGGCUCCGUGCGAGAUGCCUGUUGGCUGUCCUGUGGGCGACGCCUCCUCUCAGGCUCGUUCGACGGCAGCGCAGCGGUCACUGAUGUGGAGACCGGUCAGACGAUCUCACGGAUGGAGAAUGGAUUUAAGGUGUGCUGUGUGGCCCCGCGUCCGUCUGACCCUGAGGUGUUUCUGUGCGGAGGCUUCAGUCCAGAGGUCAGAGCCUGGGACGCUCGCUGCUGUAAGAUGCUGCGGGUGUAUAAGGCGGCGGUUCAGCAGACGCUGGACGUCUUGUUCCUGAGCGGCGGGAGAGAGUUCAUCAGCAGCACUGAUGCGGUCAGCCGAGACUCUGCUGACCGGACGCUGAUCGCCUGGGACUUUGAGACGACCGCCAGACUCUCCAACCAGAUCUUCCACGAGCGCUUCACCUGUCCGUGUCUGGGGUGUCACCCGCUGGAGAGCAGUUUCGUGGCUCAGACUAACGGUGGAUACAUCGCUCUGUUCUCCGCACAGAGACCCUACAGGAUCAACAAGAGACGCCGCUUCGAAGGACACAAGGUGGAGGGUUUUGCAGUGCAUUGUGGGUUCUCUGCAGACGGCAGUGUUCUGGUCUCUGGUAGUUCUACAGGUUCUGUGCACUUCUAUGACUUCCAGAGCUCACGUCCCCUGAGCACGCUUCACGCUCACCAACACGCCUGCGUCUGCGCCGCGAUGCAUCCCAUAAUGCCCGGCCUCACGGCCACGUGUGAUUGGACGGGAGAGAUCAAGAUCUGGAGCUGAUUGAUCAGUGUUACCAUGGACACCAAACUCCAUUCCAUUUGAAGCUUCUCCUCAGUGAGGAUUAUGGGUAAUCAAAUCAAAUCAUUGUAUGAUGUUAAACUUAAAAUCCUCUGAAUGUUACGUGGUUUCUUGUUUGUUUACUUUUAUUCUUUAUAUGUGUGUGUGUGUGUGUGUGUUUCCCUAAUAAAAUAGAUAAUUCUUCUAUGUAAGAUUUUUAAUGUUUCUUAGAAAUCAUUCUAAUAUAAUGAUUUACUCAACUCAACUUUAUUUAUAAAGCACUUUCAACACCACAAGUGGAACCAAAGUGCUGUCCAGAAAGUAUGAAAGAGAAACAUAAAAACAAAAACAGACAUACGUCACACACUUACAAAGCAUUGUCAAAAGCAAAAGAUUUACUGCUGUGUGUUGCGUUCCCCGAAGAAACUAGCGUUUGCUCAUGAAACAAUGCUUUAUUGUGAUGGAUGUGAAUGGCACAUACUGUGGAGUGUAUGAUGACCUUCACCUGACCUCGUCCUGCUCUGGAGUCCAGCAGAAGAGCGCUCUGUUCUCUCUGUGAUUAACUGUACAUGGAGCAUGUCUUUAAACAGACUCCGUCAGCAAUAAAACCAGCGCAUUUCUCUCUGCCUUCAAACGGAGCAGAGAGAGUUUAUAUUCAAAUUAAUCCUGACUGACCUCCGGCAGAAAGAGAAACUGAUGGAUCUUAAACCUGCGACUGCAGAAUGAAAACGGAAAGGAUUCGCUGCGCCUCCGACUCUCUUUAAGGUUGUGAUAUUUUUAGGAUGAGUUUCCCUCUGAAAAAGAAACCAGUGUAUGUGUGUGUCUGUGUGUGUGCGUGCGUCUGUGUGUGUGUGUGUAUGUGUGUGUGUGUGUGUGUGUGUGUGUGUGCGCACCUCGGAAGGUUUGUGCGCUCUGGUAAAUGAUCAUUCAAUAUUCCACUCUCGAUCGAUCAAUAUUACACAUCAGCAGACGAAUGUCUUUUCUUGUUUCAUUUGAGCUGAAUGCGGCCGAUGAUGAACUCUGAUUAUGUUUGUAUUCUGUGAGUAAUGGAUGAUAGAAUUAAACAUUUUGGGGUUAACUAUACCUUUCAGAUAUACUAAACAAUAACAUGGAGUUUUUCUGCAAAGCUGCUUUGGAAAUGUAAUUGUGAAAACUAAUAAAGUCCAGUCUGAAAUGUGUUAAUC
This is a messenger RNA of Carassius auratus (goldfish), 2680 nucleotides long. Its product is annotated as WD repeat-containing protein 25-like. Gene Ontology annotation, molecular function: protein binding. Bases 228 to 1499 code for a protein of 423 amino acids. The transcript is spliced from 7 exons. The record is from RefSeq and is a predicted model, not a curated record. NCBI's taxonomy places the organism in Eukaryota, Metazoa, Chordata, Actinopteri, Cypriniformes, Cyprinidae.